Molecule: messenger RNA, 1273 nt
Organism: Monodelphis domestica (gray short-tailed opossum)
Lineage: Eukaryota; Metazoa; Chordata; Mammalia; Didelphimorphia; Didelphidae
Gene: SPIB
Product: Spi-B transcription factor
Biological process (GO): regulation of transcription by RNA polymerase II; cell differentiation
Cellular component (GO): nucleus
Molecular function (GO): DNA-binding transcription factor activity, RNA polymerase II-specific; sequence-specific DNA binding
Source: RefSeq, a predicted model, not a curated record
CAUUGAGCAAUCCCCCAAGUGCCGGCCCCCCCUCGGAGGGGAUUUUCGGUGAGGUCACUGGCCCCGCCCCCGGCCCGGCUAUAAGGUGAUGGCGAUGCCAGGUCGGAGCCCAGUGCCCGCGCCCGUGCCCUCCCCGGCCCUGCUCCGCCAUGCUCGCCCUGGAGGCCGCGCUGUUGGAGGACUCGCCCUUCUCUUGCCAGUACCCCGACAGAGACUUCUACGAUCUAGACUGCAGCAGCCACGCCGGCCCCGGCGCGGCCCCCGAGGGCUUGCUGGACUCCCCGUGGGGCUGGACGGAGCCCACGCCCAGCCUGGCCGCUGCCUACGAGCCCUUCGAGCCCUCGUUCCAGGGCCUGCAGCUCUCCUACCUGCCGCUCCCCUACGGCCCCGGGGGGCAGCCGGAGCCGGGCCUGGGCCCGGCGGGCAGCGCCUGCCUGGAGGAGACCUUCGGGGGCCAGCCCGCCGCCGCCUGGCUCCCCCAGUUCCCCCGUCCCGGCUUGUCGGAGGAUGAGGAGUUCCCGCUGGACAGCCGGGCCUUGGAGGUGUCCGACAGCGAGUCCGACGAGGCCGUGGCGGCCGGAGGGGAGGGGAGAGCAGGCGACGCAGGCGCCCGGAAGAAGCUGCGCCUCUACCAGUUCUUGCUGGGGCUGCUGACCCGCGGGGACAUGCGGGAGUGCGUGUGGUGGGUCGAACCCGGGGCCGGCGUGUUCCAGUUCUCGUCCAAGCACAAGGAGACCCUGGCCCGCCACUGGGGCCAGCAGAAAGGCAACCGCAAGCGCAUGACCUACCAGAAGCUGGCCCGGGCCCUGCGCAACUACGCCAAGACCGGGGAGAUCCGCAAGGUCAAGCGGAAGCUCACCUACCAGUUCGACAGCACCCUGCUGCCCCCCGCGCGGGCCUGACUGCCUCCCCCACCCAGAGAGCGGCCCGGGGGCCUCGGCGUCCCCGCGCGCGGCAAACCAGGGCUCCUGCCCAGGCGCCUCCCUCGGCGGGAGCUCCAGGGCGCUACUGCCCUCCCGGGCCUCAGUUUCUCCCUAAGGGAGUUUGGCCAGAUGCUGUGGAGGCUCCGCCUUGGGGUCCCAGAGCUCACCAGGGCGUGUGCCGGCCCCCUGGGCCUCGGGCAGGGGCGGGCCCAGAGAGGCCAGAGCUCCAUCAGGACCAUGGCCAGGCCCCGACGGUCCUCCUUCCCAGUGCCUAGAGACCCAGCAGCCACCGCGCGGCCGGCUCGCUCCGCCAGGCAGCGACUUUGCAAUAAAAGAUGAUCCCACUCGGA